This is a messenger RNA of Melitaea cinxia (Glanville fritillary), 3167 nucleotides long. RefSeq names its product IQ motif and SEC7 domain-containing protein 1 (gene siz). Gene Ontology annotation, biological process: actin cytoskeleton organization; regulation of ARF protein signal transduction. Bases 1 to 3156 code for a protein of 1051 amino acids. The transcript has 21 exons. NCBI's taxonomy places the organism in Eukaryota, Metazoa, Arthropoda, Insecta, Lepidoptera, Nymphalidae. The record is from RefSeq and is a predicted model, not a curated record. Gene Ontology annotation, molecular function: guanyl-nucleotide exchange factor activity.
AUGGCGACCAUGGAUUUAACGAACGAGGUAGUUCGGCUCAGGGCCGAGCUGGAGAAGGUGUCUUCGGAACGGGAUAUGCUCCUUUGCGAGGUUUCCAACUUGAGAAGGGAGCUCGAGCUCAGCGAACUGAAGAACAUACAUGAUGACAGCUUCUCCCAGAAGGUCGACGAAGAGGAGGGUGGUGGUGGGGUGGCGCUACAUCCCCCCGACGGGUUCUAUUCUCACCAGCACAGCAUUCACAGCGGCCACCAUGCCCACCAGUCGGAGCCUGACCGGGGCUACAUGGAGGGCAACCGAUACGUCACAGCUGUUCACAGACCGUUACCUGCACUAAAUCACUCCAACUCGUCAUGCUCGUCGGCGUCAAACGCGUCGACGGGCGCGGGGCUGUGCGCGGGCGCGGCGGAACCGGCGCCACCGCUCUUCAUCGCCGCCCCGCCGGAGGGCUUCGGGCUGGCUGUUCAUACCAACAGGCGGGGCACAGACGUUGGGAUCAUUGGUACGACAGGGAUAACACAAAAAGAUCCCACUUUGCCACAAAAACGGGGAAAAUUGACCCGAGGUCGCUAUGAAAUGUCCCAAGAUCUUUUGGACAAACAAGUCGAAAUAUUGGAAAGGCGAUACGGAGGUCUCAGGGCUAGACGAGCAGCGGUUACUAUACAAAGAGCCUUCAGAAGAAGACAAUUGUUGAAAAAGUUCAGCGCGAUCACAGCUAUGGCGAAAGCGGCUGACUCAAACGCUAGGAGGCUGCAAGAUGGUUCCGACCACUUAUUAGUCAAUGGCAAUGAUAUCUACGCAAAUACGCUACUUCAGAAGAGUCCGGGAAGCGCAGAGAAAGUCCUCGCGUUGGCCAGACCAAUGCGUUCCAUGUCGCUGCGGGAAAGACACGAUAUUGACAUGAGCAAUCACAUGCCAAUCGACCCUCAAAGCGAAGUGGAAGCCAUGGUCGCUCGCGUACAACAGUCCGCUCAUCAAAUACACAUGAUGGCUUCCGAGAUACCUCUACACCAUCGUGGCGACACUGACAGCGGGGUAUGCAGUUGUUCAGUGAGCGGAUCGGUGACGAACAUAUCCACCUCUUCAUCGCAUAAUGAAUCUCUACACAACCACCAGUUGUUAAAUAAUUCAGGUCCGAUAUACGGUAACCUUUUAUCAUCGGGUGGUAAGCCGCUCUCAUCGCCCACAGCGCGCCAGCAGCAACAACUGGCUGCCAUACAGGCCGCCAACGCCAGGAGGUUGCCCCCUGAAGUGCCCAAGAGGACCAGCAGCAUCACACUCAAUGCGGAGAGCCCCGUGUCUCUCCGGCGGGCCGAGUGCGGCGGGGCGGUGGUGCGCGGCGGGUCAAUGUCCUCCGUGCAGUCGUCGUCGUCGUCCUCGUCGCAGGAGCACCGCCACCACUACCACCAACCCUACCAGCCGAGGGCGCCUGAACCCCACAUCCACAUCCAAGAGCAGUUCCAACAACACGCUCGUACAGCAUCAGGAACUUUGUACGAAGGGGAACGUUACGCUGUCUGGAAGAGGCAAGAGGCUCCACCGUACUACGAAGCCCCCCCACCAGCUACUUGUUGCAGGCCUCAACAUGAACAUCAUCAGCAUACACAUCAACAGCCUCUGAAGGUAUCAGAAACAGUUCGUAAGCGCCAAUAUCGAGUGGGCUUAAACCUUUUCAACAAGAAGCCUGAGCGUGGAAUAGGUUACCUAAUCUCCCGUGGAUUUCUCGAGAACUCUCCAAGAGGAGUGGCCAGGUUCCUCAUCACAAGAAAAGGCCUCAGCAAGCAGAUGAUUGGAGAGUACUUGGGCAAUUUGCAGAGCCCAUUCAAUAUGGCUGUUUUAGAAUGUUUCGUGAACGAACUCGACCUAUCCGGCAUGGCAGUGGACGUGGCUCUUCGCAGAUACCAGGCGCAUUUCCGUCUACCAGGAGAGGCCCAGAAGAUAGAGCGACUGGUCGAAGCCUUCGCGCGUCGAUACUGCGUGUGUAACCCCGACUUCGUACAGAGACUGCGCACACAGGAUACGAUCUUCGUGCUAGCCUUCGCAAUAAUAAUGCUGAACACGGACCUCCACACACCGAACCUGAAGCCCGAGGCCCGCAUGUCUCUCGACGACUUCGUCCGGAAUCUGAGAGGCAUCGACGACUGUGGAGACAUCGACCGCGACAUGCUGGCCGGGAUCUACGACCGCGUCAAGGCGAGCGAGUUCCGGCCCGGGAGCGACCACGUCACUCAGGUUAUGAAAGUCCAAGCAACGAUCGUCGGUAAGAAACCACACUUGGCGUUGCCACAUCGCCGACUCGUCUGCUACUGUCGACUCUACGAAAUACCAGAUAUACACAAGAAGGAACGGCCUGGCGUCCAUCAGAGAGAGGUGUUCCUCUUCAACGAUCUCCUGGUUAUAACGAAGAUAUUCAGCAAGAAGAAAUCGUCAGUGACCUACACGUUCAGACAAUCGUUUCCACUGUGCGGCAUGCUUGUGAACCUUUUCUCUGUUCCACAUUAUCCAUUUGGUAUACGUCUGUCCCGUCGCGUGGACGGCCGCAGACUGGCGACAUUCAACGCUCGAAACGAACACGACAGAUGCAAGUUUGCGGAGGACCUUAGAGAGAGUAUCGCUGAGAUGGAUGAAAUGGAAGCGAUGAGGAUUGAGGGCGAACUGAACAGGGGCAAGGGGAGGAACACGGGCAACUCCGCGAGGAAUGUGAUGGAAAAUCGAGACAGUGGAGUUGCGGAUGUGGAAAUAGACCACCAACAGUGCAUGGAUCAUGUUCACGUGCACGGCGUGGUGGUACCACCGCCGCCAUCUUGUCCCGCGCCGUCGGCUCCGUCUCGUUUGUCGCAGAAUCCGCCUCCGACCAGCAUUAUUAAGAGAAACGUGCUUAGCAAUUCUCUUGUUGACAUCAAUGAUCCUGCGGCGCUGGCGGCGGAGCGGCUGCAGCGGCGCGGCUCGGUGGGCUCGCUGGACAGCGGCAUGUCCGUGAGCUUCGCGCACGGCGCGCGCACGCCGCUGGCCGCCGCCUCGCCGCGCCACGCCGACCGCUCGCCCGGUCGAUUGUUCGGAGGGAUCGGAGGCAUAUUCCCUGGUCGUCAAAGGAAACUGAGCGCAUCAGGCGUCCCGGACACCAAACAUGGUCAAGUCGGAAAGAGCACCGAGGUCUAAAGGUCGAAAAU